This is a messenger RNA of Coregonus sp. 'balchen', 5814 nucleotides long. The record is from the annotation of a GenBank genome assembly. Lineage: Eukaryota; Metazoa; Chordata; Actinopteri; Salmoniformes; Salmonidae.
GGAGUGAAAUCCCCAGUCUUUGACUCCAGGCUCCUGGCUAAGGAGACAGAAAAGGCUGCAACAUGGUUAGUAAAACGCCAAAAUACAUUCCUACAUACAUAUAUAAGACAUCAGAUGUGUGUUGUCUGCAAUCACAUGUUUUUGAUGUUUAUGAAAAUCCUUGGAUGAAGAUGGAUUCUGUCCGGCUACUCGGCUACUGUUCACCGGGUCUAUCAAACGUGGCCUAAUGGCCGCCUUCAUGAUUUAAUGUUUCCUGUAGCGCUGUAGAGAUCUUCCUAGCUAUGUGUUACUUUGCUUGAUGUGUGGAUAUUGUCUAUCUUGUCCCGUGAUGUGAGUCGCUAAUAAACAUGUUUGCAGUGUUGCCAAACACUAAAAGUAGCAAAGGUAAGGCUGGCUAACAGGCUAGCUAGCUGUUUCUAACACUAUCAGCGAUGACAGGCCCAAUACUCAGUGCAACAGAAUGUCUGAUAGCUUUAGCCGCAUAAAAUAAACGUUUAAUUGCAGCAUGUGUAAUGUUAGGGAUACGUUUUGUGUGUUGACAGGUAGCUGGAUAGUUGUAGUUACUGACACAUGCAAACUACAUUACUGUCUUCUCUCAUAGGGUUUCGUGAAAGUGGUGAAGAAUAAGGCCUACUUCAAGAGGUACCAGGUCAAAUUCAGGAGGAGGAGAGGUAAAAUGUCUAAGAUUUGUUUUAGGACUUAAGAAUCAAGUAGAAAGUCUAAACUUGAAAAUGCCAUGACUGUCUGGAUCUUUCAUUUCACACUAAAGACCCUAUUCAUUCCACUGAUGCACCUCCACCUGACUGACUUGGGUAUCCUUGUUGUGCUUAGAGGGAAAGACCGACUACUUCGCCCGUAAGCGCCUGGUCAUCCAAGAUAAGAACAAGUACAACACACCCAAGUACAGGAUGAUCGUCCGCUUCUCCAACCGGGAUAUUGUCUGCCAGGUAAGAUGUGUUUCACAUGAGAAAAUGCAGCUGGAAUCACCACAAUGGACACAGAACUUAUGGCCACAUACUCAUUCUCCAAUCCCAGAUACAUAGCUAAUCAUUUAGCAGAAGGUUUUAGCCAAAGCAUUUUAUGAUUGAGAGUAACACUUAUUCAUCAGUAGCACACGAUUGGCAGUUACACAUGUGGCUCAUGUUAGUCAAACCCACAACUCUGUUGCCACCUGAGCACCAUGCUCUAGUCCAGUUGGAACUGCAUUCUCACCUUCAGCUAUAUUUUCCCUAUCAUUCUCACAUGUCCCAUGUGGUAACAAUGAUCAAGGAGGUAAUGGGAAAUGUCCCAUUCCAUGAGGGAUUGACUGAUUACCAAAGAUCAGGGCCACACGAUUAUGCCUUGAAUGUUGUAGCCUAUAUUGUCAUAUUUUAUCAUGUGUUGCAUGCUUGUGUAUUUGCUCUAGAUUGCCUAUGCCAAGAUCGAGGGGGACAUGAUCGUGUGCGCCGCCUACUCCCACGAGCUGCCCAAGUACGGGAUCGCCGUGGGUCUGACGAACUACGCAGCAGCCUACUGCACUGGUCUGCUGCUAGCCCGCAGGGUAAGAUCAGUUCUCAUACACCCCCCACUCUUACCUGAUGGCUACUACUUUAGUUUUAGUCAGUUUUCAGGACUGGGUCUUAGUAGUUCAUGGCUAUUCUAUGUUUCUGCCCUGUUAGAGAAAUGCUGGAUUUUCUCAAACACUUUUUAAAUACCAUUUCCUUUCCUCAAGCCUUAUUUAGUCUUCAAUGCCUUGAAAUAUGAUGGAUGCUAUAUGGAUAGUUGGUGCUGAAAUUGCUAAGCUAUUGACAGAACUCUGGGUCAUGUUCUCGAUUGCACAAAAUUGUUGUGUAUUAUAGCGAUGCCAUGACAUCCUGUUCAACAUGAGAGAAAGAAACAUGUCUGUUCUAUAUCUGAAUUGUCAAACAAUCCUAUUGAAUGUGACCCUGCUUUGCUCAUUGUGAAGAAUUGGCAAUUGGUCAGCCAAAAGGCUGUCUGUCAGUUUAGUUUGCUCCACUUGUUUAGCUUGUUUAAUGUGUUGCUUCAGAAUCAGCCUUUGUAUUUACUUUGAUGUGGUCUGUCAGUGCAGCAGAUUUGAUUGAAAUGGAUUCAUGGCAGCAGCAUGGGUGAGUGCCUCGCUGCUUUAGCCACGUCCUGUGUUUCUUUCUUCCUGAGCGAGAACUCUACCAAUGUAGUCAGCUUGGCUUAACACUACAACAGAUUUCUCUAAUCCCUUUUUUGUCUUUCCCCUCCAGCUGCUGAACAAGUUUGGCAUGGACAAGGUGUACGAGGGUCAGGUGGAGGUGACCGGAGAUGAGUUCAACGUGGAGAGUAUCGACGGUCAGCCAGGUGCAUUCACCUGCUACCUAGACGCAGGGCUCGCUAGAACCAGCACUGGGAACAAGGUGUUCGGAGCCCUGAAGGGGGCUGUGGAUGGAGGCCUGUCCAUCCCUCACAGGUAAUUACGCUUUUCUGUGCGUUGGGAACACAUUUCUGUAGCCAGGGGCCGUGUGUCUCGGGAGUCAGUGCCGAUUGUAGGAUCAGCUCCCCCCGUCCACAAUCUUAUUCAUUGUGAUGUAAAAGGCAAAACUGAUCCUAGAUCAGUGUUCUUACUCUUGAGGCACUUGAUGCAUAUGGCCCUAGGUCCAGAUUGGUUUGUGCCAUUUUCUAUACAUCACAAACAGAUCUGCGACCAGGCUUGUAUUUCUGAAGUUGUCAAGAUCUAUAUUUUGUUUGACACACUCGAGGCUGAGCAAAUUGUAGUUGGUCCUUCAUUUGCCCAGGUUGAUGUAACAUGUCCUGUUUCAAGACGUUGCUGAGAGCAAUAUGAUUCAUUCGUUUACCAUCAAAAUGUAUUAUAUCCAUAGAGAUCACUCUAGUGCCCAAAAGCCUGUAUUAGCAUGGGUAGCGCCAUUGAGGGCUUUUGUAGUAGUCAACUGGGUGGGACUUCAUAUGGGUUAAGGAAGGAUCACGUAAUUCCAUAACCAGGAGGGAUCAGCCAAUGAAUUAUACUUGUGAGGAAACAUUCUAUAACUGCAGGUAGCAGUAAAUUGCCAACCAUGGCUUUAUACCUGUUCAAACAACGUAUUCUAGGUGGCAGUGUGCACCCUUUCAGUUUGUUUGCCAACUCAUAGAAGUAGUAAAAGGAAAAUUGACUACUUCAAAAUGGAGAUGGCCUCAAUGACGCUGCCCAUGCUCCGACGCCAUAAUGGGAAAGAUGCAAUGAUGCCGAAGUCUAUGGUUAUAUCCUUGGUAUUCUGCAAGAAAUCAUUUUAUAUGGCCUUAGUGGAACUAUUGGGCCUUAGUGCCUAUAAUCUUCAGGAAAAGUCAAUAAGCGCUUUUGAAUGAGCCUGGUUGUUCAGUAGCCUCUUUCAGUCUGACAGUGUCGUUUAUCCCCUCUUCCCCCUCAGCACCAAGCGCUUCCCUGGGUAUGACGCUGAGAGCAAAGAGUUUAAUCCAGAGGUCCACCGCAAGCACAUCAUGGGCGUCAACGUGUCGGAGUACAUGAGCUACCUGAUGGAGGAGGAUGAGGAUGCAUACAAGAAGCAGUUCUCCCGCUUCAUCAAGAAUGGUGUUGCCCCCGACAAGGCAAGUUCAAAGUUCACCCUGAACCCACUGUGAUGUUGUAUGGGGCGAUUCCUGCCAAUACCUGACACUCUUAGUUCCCUUACACCAGUGUUUCUGAACUCCAGUACCCCCGACAGCACACAUUUUUGUUUUAGCAACCGGACAAACUCUCCUGAUUUAACUGAGGGCUUGAAGAAUAGUUGACAAGUUGAAUCAGGUGUGCUUGUCUGGGGCUGCAACAAAAAUGUGUGCUGUUGGCGGUACUUGAGGAUUGGAGUUGGGAAACACUGCCUUACACCACUGCUGGAUGGUUACACAUCUUAAUUAUCUGCACCCGGUUUUCACUGAACCUGAGCUGGUAUUGAUAGCUACUACUGUUCUGUUAAAUUUGUAUGCAUCAUGUUUGUAAGCGUACUGGGGGGGAUCAUAUUAGCUUCUCACACCAAUACAUUCUGAAGGGAAUGUUAUGCUGAAUCCCAAACCAGUCCCUUCCACUCAGCCUUCCAUUUGCGCAUUUAUGGGGACCUCUGCCAUAUGCAAAAGUGUCCCAAAGCGAAGGGAGUGAAAAUUGUGUGUACGGGCCAACAUGAGCCUCCGCUAGACUUCAACCAAGCCAGCAAGGCUGCUGGCUCCAGAGCAAAGUGCUAUGCCAACACGCACUGCGAUAUGUUUGGAGAUUGUGCAAUUUCACGCGAAAGAAGGAGGCGUGCCUAAUUAUGUCACAUGCAUGUUUGUCCUUUUUCGAGGAAAUUCCUCCAAAAUAAAAUGUUUACUGUUAGAGGUUUAUAUCUUGUAAAAAGACAGGAGGAAUUUGUUAAUUUGAAUCUAAUGCUUGUUUUAUUAUUUAAAUGUGGAACAUGAAUUGCAUCAUUCAAGUCAGGUGUGUCCGGACGGGGCGGCAGGUAGCUUAGUGGUUAAGAGCGUUGUGCCAGUAACCGAAAGGUCGCUGGUUCUAAUCCCCGAGCCAACUAGGUGAAAAAUCUGUCUGUGCCCUUAAGCAAGGCACUUAACCCUAAUUGCUCCUGUAAGUCGCUCUGGAUAAGAGCGUCUGCUAAAUAACUUAAAUGUAAAAUGUAAUGUCCUGAAGUAAAUGGGUUCAUUUAAUCCUCUCGUCACUUUGGACGAAUCCCACACGUGACAACAGAGGGCCCUCUUAGCUUGAUGGUAGGGGUGAGGCCCUCGUUUGAGAUUCAGCGUUUACUUCAACUGUCACCAUAUUGCUUCCACCUAUCCACUGCUCUCUGAUCUGCAGGAGUGGUUAGGGGUCGAUUUGGAUUUCAGCGUACGUCUGUGUAGGAGCUGUGUGCUGCUUGAUGAUGAUACACUUGAGGCUGAGCAAAUUGUAGUUGGUCCUUCAUUUGCCCAAGUUGAUGUAAUCAACGUUUCAAGACGGGGCUGAGAGCAGCACACAGCUUGUCAUACAUGUGCUAGAAAGGAGAUUCAACCGAAAAUACAAAAUGUCAUCAACUCACUCCUAUCAAUUGGAUGUCUUAAAAAAAUGGAGUGGGGGGGUGUUAAUGUGUAGAGUAGAAACUAUACUGAAUCAGUUUGAAUCAAGCUUGCGUGGUUCAGUAGUAAAGAGGGGAAGUAGAUUUUUGGCUAUCCAGUAGGCGCCUGUACAGUUGCGUGAGCGUGUGUAUUUGAUUGCUGGAAAUUUAUUUUAUGUACCCACAUUAUACUAAUUUGUUUGCCACACUUGUCCUGCAGGUUGAGGAGAUGUACAAAAAGGCCCACGCUGCGAUUCGUGAGAACCCAGUCCAUGAAAAGAAACCCAAGAAAGAAGUCAAGAAGAAGAGGUGAGUUGAUGAGCAGUUUUGGCAAUUUUAUAUGGGAAAGCAGUGCUACUGCAUUGUUGGUUUUCAUGUUAUGAAUCUAUAACCUGAUAGUAAACUUGCCUAGAUGAUUAUGACCCUAGUUGGUGUCAAUUCUAUUUCAAUUUGGAAGUAAACAGAAAUUCAGUUUCCAAUCUACCUUUACUUUAACAUGACACAUUGUUUACUUACUGAAUUGAAAUCGAAGUAACCCCAAGUCCUCAACCCUACCCCUGACAUGGUAGUCAGCAUUUUAAAGCAGUUUGCUGACAUGAAAGCCCCCCCCUGUUCACUGACACUGUAAAAAUGCAUUGUUAAAUGUAAUUCUGAAAUCAAUCCUCCCUGUUUGCUCACCAGGUGGAACCGUGCCAAGCUCUCUCUGGCCCAGAGGAAAGACCGCGUUGCCCAGAAGAAGGCCAGCUUCCUCAGAGCUCAGGAACAGGAGGCUGCCGACAGC